Molecule: messenger RNA, 4395 nt
Organism: Equus caballus (horse)
Lineage: Eukaryota; Metazoa; Chordata; Mammalia; Perissodactyla; Equidae
Source: RefSeq, a predicted model, not a curated record
GAAUGUGGGUGGGGGUACAGGUUGGGGGGGCGCCUAGGUUGGGAGGCCAGUGAAAGCCACCCUGGGGAGAGGACAGCUCAGCCGAAGCCUGAUGGAUGAGACGGAGCCAGCGGCACACAACCUGCAGACAGGAUUGCAGGCAGAAGGAACAGCACAUGAAAACUCCCUGCGGCCAGAGCGGGGUUCUCCACAGCAGUGUGGCUGGACGGGGAGAUGGAGCAAAGGGAGAAGCACGGAGCUUGGUCACCCGGGCCUGGUGGGACUGGUUAGAGCCUGGAUUUUAUGGCCAGGGCAAUGGGAAGCCAUCGGAGAGUUUUAAGCAGGGGAGUGACACGAUCUGAUUUAUGAUUUUAAAAGAUUAUUUGGUACCCAAGAAAUGGUUAUCAGAAUGGCCCCGGGGAGGGAAAUGGUGACUGAGGAAUGGGAUGGAGAAAAAAAGGUGUUUUCUCUGUAGAUCUUUGCGUCCUUUCUGAAUGUAGUACCGUGUACUUAUAUCAACUAUGCCGAAAAACCCCAAAACCAAAAAGUAGUUAAAAAAGAAUAGCUUAUAACUUGGAAUAUGUAUGUAAUAAGAAGACAAAGAUAUAAACCUGUAUGGUACACUAUAUGCAUACCUACGCCCAUCAUGCGCGCGUACGUGGAGAGAAGACUAGAAGGCUGCCUUGAGAUGUUUGCUGAGGUUAAUUCUGGAUCCUGGACGGACGAGUGAUUUUUAUUUCCUUCUUUAUCUUCUGUUGAUUUUUCCAGUCUUCUACAAUGGUCAUGAAUUGCUUUUAUAAGUGGAAAAAAAUGUUAAAAAGAUUGCUUCGGCUGCUAACUGGAGAGCAGCUUGAAAGGGAAAGCAGGAAUGGAAGCAGGCCGGCUCGGAGGCUGAUUCCGAACCGACGCCUUGGAUGCAGUGGCUCGAAGGGAGGCUGUUCUGGAGGGAGAAGCAACAGGCUCAUUCCCUACCUGACACUCUGGCUCUGCUCUUGCCUGCAGACGACGCUCCACCCCCAACUCAGAAUGUCCAUGAGGAGCCCCGGCUCUGCGCAGCUGGCCCUGGAUGGCGUUGGCACCAUGGUGAAUUGUACUGUCAAGUCAGAGGGGAAGAAGGAGCCCUGCCAGGAGGCCCCCCAGGGCUUGGCCACUGCAGCUGAACCCCACCCUGGAGACCCAGCCCGGGCCCCCCAGGAUGGUGCUGACCCCCAAGCUCCAGCCCAGGACUGCAGCUCCCCGGAGAGCAAUGGGUCCCCAGAACCCAAGAGGCCAGGAGGCUCUGAGGCUGCUUCUGGAAGCCAGGAGAAGCUGGACUUCAACCGAAAUUUAAAAGAAGUUGUACCAGCCAUCGAGAAGCUGCUCUCCAGUGACUGGAAGGAGAAGUUUCUGGGAAGGAGCUCUGUGGAAACCAAAGAUGUCAAAGGGACCCAGGAGAGCCUGGCAGAGAAGGAGCUGCAGCUUCUGGUCAUGAUCCACCAACUGUCCACCCUGCGGGACCAGCUCCUGACGGCCCACUCAGAGCAGAAGAACAUGGCCGCCAUGCUUUUUGAGAAGCAGCAGCAGCAGAUGGAGCUGGCCCGGCAGCAGCAGGAGCAGAUCGCUAAGCAGCAGCAACAGCUAAUUCAGCAGCAGCAUAAGAUCAACCUCCUGCAGCAGCAGAUCCAGCAGAUCAACAUGCCUUAUGUCAUGAUCCCGGCCUUCCCCCCGAGCCACCAACCUCUGCCUGUCAGCCCUGACUCGCAGCUGGCUUUGCCCAUUCAGCCCAUCCCCUGCAAACCAGUGGAGUAUCCGCUGCAGCUGCUGCACAGCCCCCCCGCCCAGGUGGUGAAGAGGCCUGGGACCAUGGCCGCCCACCACCCACUGCAGGAGCCCUCCCAGCCCCUGAACCUCACAGCCAAGCCCAAGGCCCCCGAGCUGCCCAACACCUCCAGCUCCCCGAGCCUGAAAAUGAGCAACUGUGGACCCCCCAGCCAUGGGGCCCCCACACGGGACCUGCAGUCCAGCCCCCCAAGUCUGCCUCUGGGCUUUCUUGGUGAAGGGGAUGCUGUCACCAAAGCCAUCCAGGAUGCUCGACAGCUGCUGCACGGCCACAGCGGGGCCUUAGAGAGCUCUCCUAGCACCCCUUUCCGCAAGGACCUCAUCAGCCUGGACACGUCCCCAGCCAAGGAACGGCUUGAGGAGAGCUGUGUGCAUCCUCUGGAGGAAGCCAUGCUGGGCUGCGAUGUGGACGGCUCCCGCCACUUCCCAGAGUCCCGGAACAGCAGCCACAUCAAGAGGCCCAUGAACGCCUUUAUGGUGUGGGCCAAGGAUGAGCGGAGGAAGAUCCUGCAGGCUUUCCCGGACAUGCACAACUCCAGCAUCAGCAAGAUCCUGGGCUCCCGCUGGAAGUCCAUGACCAACCAGGAGAAGCAGCCCUACUACGAGGAGCAGGCACGGCUGAGCCGGCAGCACCUGGAGAAGUACCCCGACUACAAGUACAAGCCGCGGCCCAAGCGCACCUGCAUCGUGGAGGGCAAGAGGCUGCGGGUGGGCGAGUACAAGGCCUUGAUGCGGACCCGGCGCCAGGAUGCCCGCCAGAGCUACGCGCCCCUCCCGCAGGCUGGCCAGGUGCACGGGAGCUCCUCAGAUGCCGUGUACCCUCGGGUAGCAGGCAUGCCGCUGGCACAGCCCCUGGUGGAGCACUAUGUGCCCCGGAGCCUGGACCCAAACAUGCCUGUCAUCGUCAACACCUGCAGCCUCAGGGAGGAGGGUGAGGGCGCGGAGGACAGGCACUCCGCAGCCGAUGGUGAGAUGUUCCGGUACAGCGAGGAGGAGGACUCGGAGGGCGAGGAGAAGAGCGACGGCGAGUUGGUGGUGCUCACAGACUGAUCCCGGUGGGGGCCUGGUCCUCCUCCCUGGGGAAGACCAGCCCCAAGCUGAUGGGCAGAGCUGGCCCACCUGGACUUUGUUGGUACUUGGACUUGGGCCCGCCUGGGAGAUGGGCAGAGCUGUGCACCUGCAGAUACUUUCCUAAGAGGCCCUGCCCAGCACACCUGUGGGCACAGCUGAGGAGCUGCUGGCUGAGGUGGGCAGGGCCUCGUGGUGGUGAUGGGCUGAGCUCCUUGGUCCUUGGGGCUCAUGGCCAGGGGACACUGUAUGACCCUCCCCUCCUGCAGGUCUACGCACCCCGGGGUAUGGCAGCUACAGACCUGUCCCCCUGGGGCCACAUGCUUUGUUCCAUUCUUGUCCUGGAUGGACCAGCCACCGUGGGACCAGCACCCCGACACAUAGCACCCCCAGAUCCCUCCCCAAGCACCAGGCUCACUUUGUACUUUGUGCAAAAAGCUCUGGCUGUCCCUCACUGGCUUUAUCUUCACCAAGCCUGUUGUGCCUCUGGCUGCUGUGAGCGUGUGUGUGUACACACGUGUAUGUUUUCCUGUGUUCAUUUCUUGCACGAGAUAUUUAUUGAGUGCCCGCUGCGUGCAGGCACUGUUGCUGAGUUCCUGUGGGGGUGUCUCUUGAUGCCACUCUUGCUUCUCUGGGGGCCUCUUUUCUGUGCUUCUCUUUGUCCCCAAAUUACUACCUCUUUGUCAGUCUGGGUGUCUCAGGUUCUGUGCGUCCUUGAGUGCAUUUCUGUCUGGCCUUGUCUCCCUGCGGGGCCCUGUUUCUGUCCCUCUCCCUUCCUUGGUGUCUGCCCUGCCCCUGUGACGCCUGCUCGUCACUCUGGAUCUCUGUAGGCCCCUGCUCUGCCCCUGGGCCCACAGCGCCCUGACCGCCCCGCCCCCGACUCCCUCCUGACCCUGCCAGUUGGUUCCCAUGGAGCCAUUUUUAGUUCCAAGCAGCAUGGGAAUGUGCUUGCCUCCAAGGGGCUCUGUCCUGGUGCCCCAGCCCCUGGUCCCAACCAAGUGUCAGGAGAGGGGUCAGGAAGACUGAUGGUUAGUGACAGAGCCUGGAGAGCAGGGUUCCCAUGGCAGCUGGUCUCCGUUCCUCCCUCGUGAGCGGGGGGGAGGGCUCCCCGUUCUUGGAGGGGUCGGUGAGGGGACAGAGGCUCCACACUGCUCCUCCUGCCCCUCCCCCCCCCAAUCUGCACUCUAGAGUUGUCUCAGCGCCUGAGCACCUUCACCCGUUAUUUCCCUAAGAAAAUCAAGCCCCACUGGCCCCUGACUCCACAGAUCCACAACAGCCCUCAGGUCAGGGUGAGAAGGAACCCCAAAUCCCACAGGGGCAGAUGUGGCGUCUGUGUCCACCCCCUCCCCUUCCCCCCCCAGCCCAACUUCUCUUCUGGCUGUUUCUUUUUUUAUGACUGUAAACAUAGAUAGUGCUUUAUUUUGUUAAUAAUAAGAUAAUGAUGAGUAACUUAACCAACACAUUUCUCCUGUUUACACCUGGGGAGUUUUUUGUUUCCUGCUGGCGUAAUAAAGACAGACCAUUUCAGAA